Messenger RNA from Drosophila hydei, 1022 nucleotides. Its product is annotated as aquaporin-5-like. The record is from RefSeq and is a predicted model, not a curated record. Gene Ontology annotation, molecular function: water channel activity. Gene Ontology annotation, cellular component: plasma membrane. The transcript is spliced from 2 exons. The coding region runs from base 131 to 850 and encodes 239 amino acids. NCBI's taxonomy places the organism in Eukaryota, Metazoa, Arthropoda, Insecta, Diptera, Drosophilidae. Gene Ontology annotation, biological process: transmembrane transport.
UUCAUAUUUAUAUAGUGCUUUGAUCGGAAUAAACUAAAUUUUUCAAGUGUUCAGAAAUACUUAUUUAAUUGUAUACUCUCUUGUAUACGUUUCGUUUAAUAUUUUGGUUUGGCGUCGAUAAAAAAAAAUCAUGGCCAAAUGGAGCAAGCAGCUAUUUAUACGUCUCUUGUGCGAGCUGAUUGCGAGUCUACUUGUGCAAUUCCUUGGAUGCAGUUUCGGUCAAGGCAGUUCGCUUGCAUAUGCGUUUUCUUGGGGCGGAUUAAUUAUUGUUGGAACGAUGGCAUUUCGAAUCAUAUCCGGCGCUCACAUUAAUCCGUGCAUCUCGAUUGCCUCGAUGAUAUUGAAGAAUAUCAAAGUACUGGAUGGUUUUCUUUACAUGCUAAUGCAGUUAGUGGGCUCAGCCAUCGGCUUUCUUAUUGCUUACGUUAUGUUCGGAUCUAACACAUUAUUUGGUGCUAAUACAAAUUAUUGUGUAACGACGGUUACUGUCGAUCCAUGGUGGAAGGCGCUGAUUAUCGAAUUUUAUUUGACCGGCGCUUGGGUUCUGGCCUUCUGCUCAUCGUGGCAUGAAAGCAAUCAGGAACUCAAUGAAUCUGUCUCACUGAAAAUCGGACUUGUUGUCGUUGGCGCCACUCUCGUAGGAGCGCAAUAUUCUCACACCUGCAUGAAUCCGUUCCGUUCGCUUUGGCCAGCUAUCUUUUCUAUGAACUUUGAUCACAUCUAUAUCUACGUGGGUAUGCCCAUUGUGGCGGCCAUAUUGCUUCCGUUCGCAUGGCUUUAUAUUUACUUGUUGGGUGAAGAGGAGACUGCGAAAGGACCUGGAGCCGAAGUCAAGAAUGAGGAGGAGUGACUCAUCUUUUACUACGGUCUUCAGAACAGAAAAUUUUUUUACAAAUUUUUGAGUGAGGUGCAGAUACUUACAUAUUUAUUAUUUAUUAUUUAACGUAAUAAAAUCAUGCAAAACACGCUCAGAGAGAAUAUAAGCGACUGUAUCUAUUGCCCGAAAAUAAUAAAGAUUAUAG